AUGAGUAAAAAAGAGGAGAAACAAAAAGAAAAUAUUUUAGCAGAAAAAUUAGAAAAAAAAGAGAUUAAAGAAAAAAAACCAGAAAAUAAGCCGGAAGAAAAGAGGAAAUAUGAAGAAGAAAUAGAAGAUUUAAAAAGAAAUAAAUUACUACUUUUGGCCCAGAUAGAAAAUCAACGUAAAGAAUUUGAACGGCAGGUAGGAUAUGCAUACAAAUAUGGUGGUAGAUUAGUUAUUGUCCGAAUGCUUGAUUUUUUAGUUGCCUUAGAAGGAAGGGCUUUAAAAGCGAUGCAAGAUGAUCUUAAAAAUGCUUCUAAAAGUAAACCGAAAGACCCUGAAUUGAUUGAUAAAUUUAAGAGCCAUUUAACAGGAAUGGAAAUAAUUAAAGAUAAUUUCAAAAAAAGUUUGGAAGAACAAGGAGUAAAAGAAAUAGAAGUUGAAAUAGGAAAAACUCAAGCAAAUGUUAGAUAUCAUGAAUUGAUAGAAGAAAUAGAGGUUGAUAAUUUCUCAGAAGGAGCUGUUGUUGAAGUGGUGGAAAAGGGAUACUUUUUUCAUGAGGAAGUUCUUCGGCGAACUAAGGUAAAAAUUGCCAAGAGACCAAAAGUAAAAUAA
Molecule: messenger RNA, 609 nt
Organism: Ambispora leptoticha
Lineage: Eukaryota; Fungi; Glomeromycota; Glomeromycetes; Archaeosporales; Ambisporaceae
Source: the annotation of a GenBank genome assembly